Messenger RNA from Malassezia japonica, 984 nucleotides. RefSeq lists its product as uncharacterized. Gene Ontology annotation, molecular function: structural constituent of ribosome. The coding region runs from base 1 to 984 and encodes 327 amino acids. The transcript has 3 exons. Gene Ontology annotation, biological process: translation. The record is from RefSeq and is a predicted model, not a curated record. Gene Ontology annotation, cellular component: ribosome. Lineage: Eukaryota; Fungi; Basidiomycota; Malasseziomycetes; Malasseziales; Malasseziaceae.
AUGCUGACUGCUGGGAUGCACCGCACUGCCUUUGCGGCCCUGCGCCAGGCGACCCGGCCCGCAUUCUCUGCGGCACCUCUGCCUGCUGUGCUGCGCCCCGCGACCGUGGCUGGUACACGCAUGCUGAGCAUGACCCCCCUGCGGUGGUCGGAAAAGAAGGGCGAAGAAACGGCGCGUCCCGCGACCGGCGCCCCCAGCGACGCUGCCCCUUCGUCCGACAAGACGCGUGCGACCGAGGCAGAUUCAGAGGCGUCGCGCGCUGCACUGUGGGACCAGAUGCUGAAUACAAUCAUUGUCGACCCUGUGGACAGUGCGAAUGCCGACGCGAGGCUGCGCAAGCCGCGUGAUGCGCUGGGCUCGGGCCUCGACGCAUGGUCGUCGUCUGAGUCUGCGUCGGGUCUCUCGACGUCGAUUAUGGACCAGCUCGAGAGCGAGUUCCGUGCGCGCCCGACGAUCGGGCCUGCCAAGCCUGCCACGACGACGACCGGUCGCUCGGUGUCUGCUGCCAACUCGUAUGGAAAUAACUCAGCCGCGAUGCUGUACCGCAACCUGAUGGGCACGCUUCGGCGCAACAAUGUGCGCCGUGAGCUCCGCCUGGAAGAGCGCUACGAGAAGCCGAACCAAAAGCGCCGCCGCCUGCGGUCCGAGCGCCACCGCCGUCGCUUUGCCGAUAUGAUCCGCAAGAAGGUGCAGCUGAGCAUCGCAUCGCGCUCGUUGGUGGUGUCUGCGCGUGCGCUCUCCCAUCCCCGUGCUGAUCCGCAGCGCGGCGAGUACCUCCCGGAAGACCCGACCCCCGCAAUGUGGCAGCGCGUCGCCCAGCUUAUUGCUGGCACGAUCGCCACCGGCUCGCUGGUCUACUUUGUGCUGUUUGCCGACUUUGGCGAGGGCGAGCACUGCUUUAUGCCGAUCCGCCGCGCGCUCAACGUGGACCCCGAGGUGCUGCGCAAGCUCUUGGAGACGUCGCCACCCCAAAAGUCUCUGUAG